Molecule: messenger RNA, 9807 nt
Organism: Ambispora gerdemannii
Lineage: Eukaryota; Fungi; Glomeromycota; Glomeromycetes; Archaeosporales; Ambisporaceae
Source: the annotation of a GenBank genome assembly
AUGGAGAGUUCUAAAGUAGGUCUUUGGUUAAAGGAAACAAUAAUUCCGAUUGGCAAUUUCCAUGAAACCACAGAACCAUUCAUAUACAAAGUUGCAGCACAUGACCAGUCUUUUCCAAGCGACCAACUUUCACUUGACCAACAAGAUCGUAAAGUCAUUGCAACUCAAGGUGCACUUUAUAAUUUGAAAAAUGAUAACGCGUACUAUAUUUUAUGGCGCGUGCUUAAAGAUCGAAUUCUUGAGUUGAGGUUGUGUUCACUAUACUGUGCAAAAUCGGAACAGCCAGGACUGGAUCAGGCGUUCAGACAAACCGUGCAAUACGUCUUUCCUGCGAAAAUUUUACCUGGUGUCAGUUUAUUUGAAAAUGUUUCGGCAUAUGCAUUACAGUUUGUUGUGUUGCUUGAUAAUAAAGAGUUACAUAGGCUCUCGCUGCCUUUACGAAAUUUGUUCUUAAUGAAACACUCGAAAUAUGUGCACGAGUCUCAUCCGGUGGCCUUGUUGCACGGAAAGGAGCCAGUUUUGUUGCACGCGGUUAAUUAUGAUAGUUCUGCGAUUGGAUGUGAUGAUGGAUCUAUUUUGUCAAUUUACUAUGAUAGGGAUACAGUCGUUCCAAGAUUUCGAGAAGAUCAAGUGACAAAUAAGAUAUUGGAUCAAAUAGCAGAGAAUUUUCAAUAUGUUAAAGAUAUGCCAAAGAUUUUCUUUUCAAAAAUAAUCUUUUGGCCAGAACCUGAACGUGGAUCGUCUGUUACUGGAAAUGAUGAAUAUGAACUAUCUAGACCUGUUGCAUUCGAUUCAUACCAGGAUCAAAGAUCUAAUAGAUUCCUUGUGUGGAUUUGCAAUGAUCAACAAGUUAAAGUUUGGUCUCUACAUAAGAACCGAGAUCACCUUACCGAUGACUCUUUUGUGAUACCGGCAACAGAAACGGAAGAUUUCUCAACUUCCAGUUCUCGAGGUUUUAUCAGAGUUAUUCCACCUGUGACAAAUAAUUCAUUGACAUUUAGCUUUAUAAUAUUUUUGUCUACUCGCUACAGCAAAAAUCUUUUUGUUAUUUAUCAAGUGGCUUUUCACUCGACUGGUGAUCUGAAAUAUUUACAAAGAGUUGAAACGAUACCAAUUGAGAAUACAAAUCUAGACUUGCAUGAGUUUCCCCUAUUCAGCAAUUUAGUUGAUUUUUCUUUGGUCGAAUUAAACGAUAUUCAAAUGGCAGACGAACCACAAAAUCAACGAAAAUUUGAGUUGUGGGCCGUCUUGCAAGGUCAAGAAAAUAAAACAAGGCCGGCAAUAUUAUUUACUAAAUUUUCUUUAAAUUUCGCGGCUAUUUUGGAUAAAGACGACGAAGAUGUUGAAUGCGAAUUUUCUAAUAAUUGGAAUAUAGUGUCCUAUGCAGAAAAUCCCUUCAAUCCUUCAGACAUUGUCUCUCGCCAACCAAAUAUUACUGAGAAAGACAUUGACGCGGCUUAUUUGAAUUAUAUUUUUUAUCCUGGUCUAUUUUCGAGAUCGUCAAUUAUUCGAAGUCUGCGUGAUUUCGAAAAAAGAUUCAUAUCACAAACGAUAAAUAGAACGGAAAUCAAUCAAGAGAUAUCAAUUCUUUCACAAAAAUCUGAUAUUGAUAUCAAAGAUUAUGCGUGCGAAUUGAUGAAGAAGAAACUCUCCGCUAAAAAUCACCUUCCUGAAGAAUAUCGCGAAUAUUUGUUCAGAAGUUGGGAAUUAGUAAAGCAGCUUUGUCAAAUACAUGAAUUUCACGCUAGGGAGCCAAUAAGACUAUGCAUUUUCCCAUCUUCAAGCACUGUCACUGUGAUUAAUAGCGAAGCUAUUACAUUUGUACGAUGUUGUGAUGAAAUUGAGAUUCUGGAGGAUUAUACUAAACGAAAAUCUUAUCAUGACCUGAAUUCAGAACUCCUGACAUCAGGCUUCGUGAACGAAAAAUAUCCCUUAAUAGCCGAUAUUAAAGUUAGAUCUGAUAUACUUAAGCUACUUAAUGCCGCAAAUCACAUAGUGAGAUAUAUAGAAACUUCUGAUAUGGUCUUGAUCGAAAACAAAAUUAAUGCGACUUUGUCUGAUGCUUCCACAGCAUCAGCUCUUACCUUUGAUAUCGAAGACUUUUAUAAACAUUAUCUCCAAAAACACAUCACAAAGGAAACACUUCAACUCAUAAAUGAUUCUGUAGAAUCGUGUGAUCGCUGGCCAAGGUUAUUGCGUAAAAUACAUGAAACUUUGUUAUGUUGUGCGCUUCCUAAUUCUGAAGGAAAUUUUCCGACCCAGGAUUCUCGCUCGGAGCCCAGUGUGCUUGCAGAUGCACUAAUUGCUUCUACUACUUCGGAAAUUAUCCGAUCUCGAUUUACAAUCUGCCGGGAUUUAUUUCUCUUGUUAAUCAUCUUGGUGCUAUUUGAAAAAUCCGAUUCUUCAAAAAAUUCUUUGUCGAUAUGUAUGGCAACAUUAUAUCCACAAACUAUUCUCAAAUGGAUAUCAUCACAAUCGCUGCCAUCUGACAAAAACAAUUUAGUAUUGGUACCCAAUAAUUCUAAUAAUGAUGAUUUGAUUACGGCUCUUUCGAGUCUAAGUCUCAAACCUGUUACCAUAGCCACCGGAUCAACAAGAUUUGUGCGAUAUAGUUUACUUCACAGUCUGCUACACUUUAAAAUGAGGAUUCGAGUAGACGAAAAAAGAGGAUUUUCAGAGACAUUAUUGGUGACUUCUCUUGAUUUAUUGAAGCAGAUCGGUUUUUAUCCAAGUGGUGCUUCGUAUAUCGUCAGUACUAGAAAUUCUUAUAUAGAUUUUGGAAUAUUUCUUGAUCAAAGCAAUCAGCUUGGAUUGUUAUAUCAUUAUCUUCAACUGCUUGUUGGUAAUCCGGGUGUUUGCUUUCUUUGGGGUAAACUUUAUCUUAAAUGUGGAGUAUACGAAAAGGCACAAGAAUGGUUUCAAAAGGCCGCUGUCGGAUUUGUCGCUGAUAUAAAAGAAACACCACUUACUUAUGCGCCUCCAGUGAAUCCACAACCUCGAAAUUUAGCUGGAUAUUGGCAAACAAUAGGUCAAGAGUUUAAAACCUACAAUCGGCCAAGCAAUGUAGUCCGUUGUUGUCAUCUUGCUCUAAGAGCUUUCAGUGAUCAAGAGCGAAAAUCACCAGAGGGAAAAGAAUUGAUGAUCGAAUUAUGGCACACUAUGUUUAAAAACGCGUUAGCUGCCGACUUAUACGAAGAGGCUUUUUUGGCAAUGAUGGAAAAUCCAGACAAGGAAAGACAAAAAGCAUGCCUCCGUGAAUUUGUUGAAAUCAUAUGCAAGAAAGAUGAAGCCGACAAACUGUGUCGAUUCACAUUUCAUCUUCUCGAGGAAGAAUUCGAAGCUAUCUUAGACAAGAAGGCCGAUGAAUCCAAGCCAAAAGAAGCACCAGAUUAUUCAAUGAUCGCCUACUCCUAUUAUAUUAAUAGUGGUGACUAUGUACAAGCCGCCAAAAUUAUGUAUCAUUUUGCUCAAAAAAUUGACGAGAUGGAUAUUUCACCUGAUGAAUUCAACUAUUGGAUAGCUCGACAAACACAAAGUUAUUUAGCCGCAGUUAAUUCAUUAGAAUUGGUUGAAGAAAAGAAAGCCUGGUUUAAUUAUCCUCGAAAAUUUCAAUCUAAAGAUGAUAAUAGAAAACGGAAACGACAGAGGCUUAAUUAUUCUUUUGAUGAAUUAGAUGAUAAUUCACAGAAAAAUAAAAGUCAUCACAAGGAAAUUGAUAUAAUCGAACUUGAUGACAUUAGGAAGAAUUAUGCAAUUUCCAUAAUUAAAUUAAAGCUAGCAAAAGAUUUUGACUAUAAAGAAAGAACCUUAGAUCCUGAAGACGCAAUCGUCUUAUGCUCGCGCUAUGGUUAUUUUGAAGAUGCAUUUAAACUUGCAGCUGAAUAUAAUCUGGACAUGAGUCCCAUUUUUAAUGAAUUGGCCUGGAAAUGCGUACGACUAUCAACCAAUGAUGUUUUUGAUCUGAGAAAAAUAAUAUUCGACUUUCAACAUAUCGGUUGUCGUGCUAAUGCUUUACAAGGCACCGAUUCUGAAAGAGCAUGGAAGCUACUUCAAUUGUACUUGGACGGGUAUGAUGCUCAGAUGACCGACUCAAAAUAUCGAACAGUGGUGUUACGAAAAAUUUUAGAAACUAAUAAUCAAAUAGUAAUUCCACCGUGGUUAACUUUGGCUUUUAAGAAAAACAAUCAAGAUAUCUAUCUAAAAAUCAUGUUGGAAUUCAGAUGUUUACCGGAAGCAACUAAAUUCGCUUUGCAUAUUAUCCAUCAAGAAAAGGAAAAAAAGACGUUAGAACCAUUGUCGAGAUGGGUCCCGUGGACAUUAAUAGAACAAUUACUAAUUCAAAUAAAAGAGGCAAUUAAUGGAAGUAAUUUUGGUGAAAAUAACUUUAUUGCAAAUAAUAAUGAAAUCGAAGCAACGCUUAGAACGGGUGUAGCAGAAGAAAUUAAUGCAAAUAUAACCAAAGCCUUAAAUACAUCAACAACAACCACUCUAAGUCCUACAUUAUUUAUACCUAAUAAUGCUGGAGGAACAACUGGGACUCUUACCUUUUCACUGAAUGAUCAAGCAAAGGAAGGUACUGCUCGUAUUAGGCAAAUUGAACCUUCUGCCCCAAAGACCCGCCCAAGAAAGUAUAAAAAGAGACGAGCCCAGGAACCUGAAAUCACCAAAGCACCCCCUGCUCCAUCGUCGUCGUCUUCAUCAGCUCUAGAAUCAUCUUCAGCUCCAACAUCAUCGUCAAAAAAUGAUAAAAAACGUAAUGCGGAUGCUAAAACUUCUGAAAAAACAAAAUCUACCACCCUUGCACCGAUAAAAGUUGAAAAAAAAAUAUCACCUCUUGAAGCAUUACGUAAUGAACGAUUAAAAGAAAAAGAAGCUGAACUAGCAAAAGUUGUCGAUGAUCACGAUACUUUGGUUCGAGAACAUUAUUAUAUGGAAAAUUUUAAUGUAUCGGUCUUAGAACUCGACCGACAGCGAUUAAAGCAAGAUAAUAGUGAACGUAUGGUUAAAACUCUUGAGAGUCAUAACUUAUGGUCGACUAUGAGCGAUCAAGUCCUCAAUACUGUACAAGCAAACUCUACGAGAAUGUCAACGCGCCGCUCAAUCAAUCAACAUCGCGAUUCUCUCGUGAAUAUGCUUCAAAAAUCAGUUGGUUCCCAUGGAUUAAAUUUAGCAGAGGCGCCAACCUUAGCGCCAACCACACGAAGCAGCGGGCGUGUAAAAAAAAUUGAACCUGAAACCAGUCCAACCAUAAAUACUUUUACAUCUAGUUAUACUCUUCGUCGGAGUCGUGGACAAACACAAUUUCCAAAUAUUGAUGCGUAUCUCGCCUCUUUUGUCACCCUAGACGAUGAAGACAUUACACCAGCUGAAGCUGAAGCACGUGCAGGACAUGAAUCAGAGAUCCAAUUUCGAAUUUAUUCGUUAAAGCAACAAGGACGACUUAUUAAUAAGCCAAUAAAAGCGCCUGUGGAACCUCGUCAUCCUUUAGUCCAUAGGGAUUAUAUGCUUGAACAUGUAAUAUCACGGUCAAAGCUCAUGAAUAAAUCGAUUGACAAUAAGCUUAAAAUUACCAGGCAAAUUAGUCGGAUGAUUCAACAAUAUCACAACAAAAUAGCAAAUCAAGGAACAAAAGAGAGAAAAUUAGAAGAAAAAAGACUUAAAAAGUUGGCUAAAACAACAGCAAAUCUUAUAAAGCAAAAAUGGAAAACAGUAGAAUCUAUUAUAUUGGCGAAGCAAAAAGAGAUCAUACGAGAAAAACAGGAACGUGAAGGAAAGCGUCAUUUGAAUCUUCUUCUUGAACAUUCGACUCAGAUGUUAGAAGUUCAACAAAAUGAACUGUCGGGAUCACCGUCGUCGUCAUCAUCAUCAUUUAAUUCUUUGCAUGGAACAUUUUCAAUGUCACAGAAUUUCACUCCAAGUCUUAUGACAGUUGAAGAAGAAGACGAAAGUUUUCAAGGCGAAUCUUUUUCUGAUUUGAACACAUUCUCUUCAGAAAUCGAGUCUUCUGAAGAAGAUGAUGAAAUCAAAAAGUUGAAAGCUGAAAAAGAUAUGACAUUAGAGGAAUUGUUAGAAAAUUAUGAAUACCCAUUGGAAGAUGAGCAAUUUUCGCAUGAAAUUGUUGCGAAAACUCAAAAUGGAAAACCAGAAAGUGAUUUCGAAGGUACUUUUGAGUCUGAUGAUGAUGAAUUUGAUUUUGGUGAUGUUUCAGAUACAGAAAUUGAAGACGCAGAUUUUGAACAUGAGGAAAAUGAAGGUAAUGAUGAGUAUAAGAAAGAAACCGACACUAAAGACAAAGGAAAACAGAAAGCAAAUUCAGACAAUGAAGAAAUCGAAUCUGAAAUUCAAAGUUCGGAAUCCCCACUUGUAGUUUCUCAUCCGCCCACUGGUACGACAUUAUCGACUGCUGUGGUUCGAACAAAAAUCCCAAUAUUACUUCGUGGUCAGCUUCGCGAAUAUCAACAUGUGGGACUUGAUUGGCUCGCAAGUUUAUAUAAUAACGGACUAAAUGGUAUCCUUGCGGAUGAAAUGGGUCUUGGGAAAACCAUUCAGACCAUAGCACUAUUGGCUCAUCUCGCCUGUGAAAAAGGUGUUUGGGGGCCACAUUUGAUUGUUGUUCCUACAAGCGUAAUUAUCAAUUGGGAGAUGGAAUUCAAGAAAUGGUGUCCAGGCUUUAGAAUUUUGACAUAUUAUGGGAGUCCAAGGGAGCGAAAAGAGAAGCGUCUUGGCUGGUCAAAAGAGAACACUUUCCAUGUCUGCAUAACUUCUUAUCAGCUCGUUGUGCAUGAUCAGAAUGUAUUCAAAAAGAAAAGAUGGCAUUACCUUAUCCUCGACGAAGCGCAUAACAUUAAAAAUUUUAGAUCGCAACGAUGGCAGACUUUAUUGAAUUUUAAUUCUGUGAGAAGAUUAUUACUUACUGGCACACCACUGCAAAAUAAUCUCAUGGAGCUUUGGUCAUUACUUUAUUUUCUGAUGCCUCAAGGCGUUUCUCAAGCAAUGCCAAUUGGAUUCGCCAAUCAAAAAGAGUUUCAAGAAUGGUUUUCACAUCCUGUGGAUAAAAUGUUAGAAAAUGACGAAGAAAUGAGUGACGAAACACGUGACGCAGUCUCUAAACUUCACACUGUAUUGCGGCCUUAUCUCUUACGUCGUCUGAAAGCUGAUGUUGAAAAGCAACUACCUGGAAAAUAUGAACAUAUAAUAUAUUGUCGUCUUUCAAAGCGUCAAAGAUUUCUAUAUGAUGAUUUCAUGUCGCGCGCUAAAACCAAAGAAACGUUACAAUCGGGAAAUUUCCUAAGCAUCAUAAAUUGCUUAAUGCAAUUACGUAAAGUCUGUAAUCACCCGGAUCUAUUUGAAGUUAGGCCAAUCCGAACUUCGUUUGCAAUGUCAAAAUCAGCGAUAGCCGAUUAUGAAAUCAAAGAAUUAUUAGUUCGCCGACGUUUAUUGCAAGAGACUGAUGAAAAAGUCAAUUUGGAAUUUCUGAAUUUUGUGCCAAAGCAAUUCGAAGGAACAUAUGAUUGGCUGGUAGCAAAUGAAUGGGGUCAUGUAAAUCCAGACAUUAAAUUCCGGAAUCAAAUUGAAAGCAUUGAUCUGACAUUAAGAGGAAUUCCUUACGCACCAGUCAAUUAUAGUAAAUUGUCUCAAUUCAACCAAGCAAUUCAAAAAUAUAAUCGUAUUCAAACUCGUGAACGUUGGGCUCACAUACAAUAUAUCAACUUAUUUCGUCUAAAACGUCGUCCAAUAUAUGGUACAGGACUUAUAGGCCUUUGCCGUCAGCUUGGAGCUACUCCAUGCGAUACCGCAUUCUCAACUGCUGUAAAUCCCAGAACUUAUUGGCACCGAGUUGAAUCGAUGACAGAUUUAAUUAAAACAUAUGAACAAAGAUAUGAAAUGAUGGAUGAAAUCAUUAAAAGAUACGCGUUCGUCACUCCAGAAGUUGUUGCAAAAGAUGUUUCUUCAUUUGCUUUGGCUGAAAUGUCGGACGAGUUACGAUACAAGAUUCAUAAUGAAGUACAAGAUUUAUAUCAUCCCAUUCGUGUUAAACUUCAAAUAGCUUUCCCGGAUAAACGUCUAUUGCAAUAUGAUUGUGGCAAGUUGCAGAAACUUGAUGAACUUUUACGUAAUCUCAAGGCAGAUGGUCACCGAGCACUUAUAUUCACUCAAAUGACGCGAGUGUUGGACAUUCUUGAAAUAUUUUUAAAUAUUCACGGACAUCGUUAUCUUCGACUCGACGGAGCUACAAAGGUCGAGCAGAGACAAUUGUUAACUGAACGAUUUAAUCAUGACCCAAAAAUCUUGGUAUUUAUAGCUUCGACUAGGUCUGGUGGUCUUGGAAUCAAUCUUACCGGUGCUGAUACGGUGGUAUUUUAUGACUCUGAUUGGAAUCCGUGUAUGGACCGUCAAUGUCAAGACAGAUGUCAUCGCAUUGGCCAAACAAGAGACGUUCAUAUAUAUCGAUUUGUAAGCGAAUAUUCGAUAGAGGAGAACAUGCUACGAAAAGCAAAUCAGAAACGUAUGCUUGAUAAUCUCGUAAUAACCGAAGGCGAAUUUACCACCGAUUACUUCCAAAAAAUGGAUUGGCGAGAGCUUCUUAACGAUAUUGCUCCCAACCCGAACAAAAAGCUUGGCCCAGAACCUCCACUCACCGGAACAGAAUUAGAGAAUUGUCUUGCUCAAGUAGAAGAUGAUUCUGACGUGACCGCCGCGCGUGUUGCGAAAAACGAGAUGGAUUUGGAUAUUCGAGAAUUCGCAGAGGAGAUUCCAUCUCAACCACGGCGGUCGAGUGUUUCUACAGUCGCUUCGCCUCCUCUUCACGAUUCACUGGAGAUUGUUGAGGAUGAAUAUAAAUCCACAUUCAUAAACCAAUUCUUCAAUAAAGAUAUAAUAAUGGCAGAGUACAAAGGUGGUUCCGCCGAAGGCCAAAGACAAGUGAUGCUGGAAAAGCAGCGUGCCAAGAUGUUAAGUGAUUUCGAGAAGCAACGAGAGAAGAUCGCGAAAGACAACCAAGUCAACAUAACUGCCAAUAAGUUCGUGACUCAUUAUGACGAUGUAGAAGAUUCUCUAAAGAAGGAAACUAUUGGUUUAGUUAGACUAGAGGAAUUUCAAAAAAUUCGUAAAGAGCUUGAGGUUCAAAAAGAGCGUGAAGCUGCUCGAACCGCAGAAUUAAGAGAAGAUAAAGCGAAGAAAAUAAAGAGAAAAAAGAAAGAAAAAUCAAAAUUGUCAUUUGAUAUUGAUGGAGAAGAUAGUGUGAUGGAAGAUGGGAAUAGUUCAGCGAUAUCUAAUAAUGACAAAAAUUUAGAGAGUGGAAAAACGGAUUCUACUACAGAUGAUAAUAUUGUGCAACCUCCAAAGAAAAAGCCAAAACUUGACGAAAAAAUCAGCAUCACAUAUUCUUACUGGGAUGGCACAGGACAUCGUAAGACAGUUACGUGCAAAAAAGGUGAUACGAUCGGGAAUUUUUUAGAAAAGUGUCGACAGCAAUUUCAUGAAUUGCGUGGUGUUAGUGUUGAUAACAUGAUUUAUGUUAAGGAAGAUUUAAUUAUUCCACAUCAUUAUACUUUUUAUGAUUUCAUAAUCAAUAAAGCAAGAGGAAAGUCAGGACCAUUGUUCAGCUUUGACGUACAUGAUGACGUGCGGCUAACACAUGAUGCUACCGUCGAGAAGGACGAGUCUCAUGCAGGUAAAGUGGUCGAAAGGAAUUGGUAUGAAAAGAAUAAACAUAUUUUUCCCGCCAGUCGAUGGGAAAUAUACGAUCCUGAAAAAAAUUAUGGAAAGUAUACAAUCAAGGAUACCAACAAGAAACCCACUUCUUAA